Messenger RNA from Fomitopsis serialis, 929 nucleotides. RefSeq names its product Tim17/Tim22/Tim23/Pmp24 family-domain-containing protein. Gene Ontology annotation, cellular component: TIM22 mitochondrial import inner membrane insertion complex. Gene Ontology annotation, molecular function: transmembrane protein transporter activity. The coding region runs from base 1 to 579 and encodes 192 amino acids. The record is from RefSeq and is a predicted model, not a curated record. The transcript is spliced from 6 exons. NCBI's taxonomy places the organism in Eukaryota, Fungi, Basidiomycota, Agaricomycetes, Polyporales, Fomitopsidaceae. Gene Ontology annotation, biological process: protein insertion into mitochondrial inner membrane.
AUGAAAAGAAGACAAGCGCAGCCUGAGCGCAGCAGCCUGGAACGAGGUCUGGAACGAGGUCUGGAACAAGGGAAAGGAGCCACUGCCCCAGGAGUGUCGGAAGAGGAGCGCGAGGCGUACUUGCAAGGGCAGAAGUACCAGCAAUACAUGGCUAUGGGCGCGGAGUCGUGUGUUGCGAAGACAAUACUCGCCGGUGGCAUGGGUUUUGGCAUUGGUGCAUUCUUCUCCCUCAUGAGCACCUCGUUCGCGUAUGAGGACCCUCUCCUCCGACAAACAACGGGGAAUCUGUCCCGGACACAGAAGGCAUCAGAGAUCUUCAAGGACAUGGGGAAGGGAAUGUGGCGGAGUGGGAAGGGGUUUGGGAAGGUCGGUGCGCUGUUUGCGGGCAUCGAAUGCGUGAUCGAGUCGUAUCGUGCAAAAAAUGACAUGGUGAACCCUGUCGCAGCUGGCUUCGUCGCUGGUGGUGUCCUGGCGAGGAAUGCAGGUCCAAAAGCCGCAGUCGGAGGGGGCAUCGCCUUCGCGGCCUUCUCCGCAGCGAUAGACCUGUUCAUGAGACACGAAUCAUCGGAUGAGGAUUGAUGAUUGCUCUCGCACCACUCUACCUGGAUUACCUUAAUGCCUAGUCUAAUGCAUCAAUGCACGCUAAAACUCCCAGCUUUCCUGCGCUUUCCAUUGCUGGCCGUCCCGCCGUUGGCCGUUCGACUAUGAACUCUUCCAACCGAUGCAAACUCACGGGUUCGCCAGACUCGGACCUCAUCGCGGAAUGGCCUGUCUCGCUGCGACGAGUGGGACGAGUUAGAUUGACAUGUGCCUUGGACAACAUCAAAUGAAACGCCGAUAUUUGCCACCCGACUUCAACCGAGUGCUCCCUUGUUGACAGCGCUACUGACUAUGGCGUGCACGAUGGUACUUAAGCUGGACGUGAGGCC